Messenger RNA from Paramecium tetraurelia, 963 nucleotides. RefSeq lists its product as uncharacterized. The record is from RefSeq and is a predicted model, not a curated record. NCBI's taxonomy places the organism in Eukaryota, Ciliophora, Oligohymenophorea, Peniculida, Parameciidae. The transcript has 2 exons.
AUGUCGAGCAAUUCUGAUUCUCAGGUUCAGUUUAAUAGCGAAGAUUCAGAGAUCAAGCCUGAAAGUUUAUCUUCCAUAAGCAAAAAAUCAAAAAAAAUCAAGAAUAAGGUACAAAAGCAAACUAAUUGGAAUCCUGGAAGACCAGGGAAACCCUCGAUUUCCUAAUUACCUAUUGAUCAAUUUCAAGUUAUCAAGAGCAGUAUGAAAAACAUAUGGUUUUGUACUGAUAUUUCUAUGAGAUGUUUGAUAUACCUUUGCAAAAAAGGAAACAUGAUCCUUAAAGUAAAAACAGGAAAACCAGCAGAAACGGUUAAAAAGGAGUUUCUAGAUCUUUUUGGAAAGACUAAUCUCAAAUCCUAUAAAAAAUUUAAGAAGGAAUUCAAGAAAAAACUUAAGGUAUCAUUAUCAUAUUCAACUAAGGAAAAAAAUGCUGCCAUCUUGUAGCACUUAGGGUACUCAGAAUAAACAACCUAUCUAUUUCUAUCUAAUAAUGAUGGAGAUCAAAUAGACCUAAAGUUGGAAUGUGUUACAAAUGAGACAAAAUAAGGCCUCUUGUCACUCAUAAGGUAUUUAUCUCCCUAAUUCACCUAUACAUAUAAAGUAAUUGUUGAAUGUUUCUAUUCCCUCUUGGCCAUGAGCUAAUAAGAGGAAGAUAAUUAAUUCAAUAUCAACAAUAUUGUUGAAUCUAUCGUUGAGAAAUUAAAGUCUGACAAAAAAAAUCAUAAGAUGAUCUUUGAUAUGCAAUUGAUAUAAGAACUUUUAUUGGGUGAUUAUGUACUUAUGAAUGAAAUUGAAAAUGAGCCCGAAUAAGCUGUUUUACAUCUGAGAUCAAACGAAGGUGUUAACCUUCCCAAUUUCACCGCUAACUCCUAUAAAGAUUAAGUAGAGUCUAUUGAAUAAUAUUCAAAUUGGAUCAAUACCUUCAUUCGGGAAUUUGUUGAGAUUUUAAAAUAAUAUUAAUGA